AUUUAUGGGCAAGUUAGACUUCUCUUCAAAAGUGCUGGUGGUAAAGAAAUUGAAGCUUGUCGUUCCCUAGAAGUCACUCAGAAACAUAAGAAGCUGGAGGUUAAAACACUGGAUGCUACAUAUACUAAAAGACAUCCAGAUGGCAGCAGGGGUGAAAGUAUAUCAAGCAAAUGUGCAGAGUUUGAAGUUACGAUGGCAGAAUUUUUAGCAGUAUCAAAGCCUGUUCUUGAAAAUGUAAUAUUUUGCCAUCAGGAAGACUCCUCUUGGCCUCUUGAUGAAGGAAAGAAAGUAAAGGAUAAAUUUGAUGCAAUUUUCAAUGCUACCAGAUAUAUUAAGUGCCUUGAUAACAUCAAGAAGCUCAGGAAAACCAUGAAGGAAGAAGUGAAAGUGAUGGACCAGUUACUUAGUGGCCUAAAACUGUGGAAAGCGGAGGCAGAUGACAAAAGAAAGUGUCUCAAGGAAAAAGAAGAUUCAUUAGUAAAGUUGCGUGACAAGAAAAAACAACUUCAGGAUGACAUGGUUCCCAUUUGUGAGAGACUGAAUGAAAUUAAGAAAAUUGAAAACAACUUGAAUGAAAUUAAGCUGUCAUAUUUGCAAAAGAAAGGAAAACUGGAGAACCUUAGGACAGCACAAGAGGAACUCCGAGCCGGGCAGAAUGAAGAGUUCACUUGCUCUGAUAUGGAAUUGACACGCAUGAUACAAGAUUUCCAGCGAGAUUUGGAGAAGAAAGAAAGGGAAUUAAGGAGAGUCGAGUCAGAUUCUCAUCAGAUUGCAAGAGACAUAAAAGAGAAUCUUAAGGAAAUAGAGAAGGUGCGAGAGACCAAAACAAACCUUGAGUUUGCCUAUAAGAACCACGUCGCUCAGGUGAAGGAGCGAAACAGGGUGCUGGAAAAUGUGACUAAAGAUUAUGGAUUUUCUGAUUUCUUUGGAAUUCAGCAGUUUGAUGAUGAAAAGGUCAAGAGUUUAUUGGCUCACUUAGAUGGGUAUGUUGCAGACCAGUAUCAAAUAAUUCUUACCAAGAAGAAAGAUUUUGAGAAGCAAGAGAAUGAAAUUCAGUUAGAAAUUGAUGAUUUGAGAAAGAGAGAAGCAGCAUUAGAGCAGGAGAUCUUAACCAAGGAAAAGCAAAGAGAGGAUUCGAAGGUUAAGCAAAGAAGGAUCAAACAGGAGCUUGAACAGAAUGAACUAGAGUAUUCAGCAAGUUCACUUAAUGAAGUUAAACAGCAGUUGGCUCAAGUUGAAGAGGAAAUCAAGAAGCAGGAUGGAAAAUCUGAAUAUCGAAAUGAAGAAAUUGAAGGGAUAAGAAGAUUAAGGAGUGAAGUUGAGCACAAGUUAGAGGACAAGAAACGUAUUGUUAACAAAAUGAAUCGUCAAGCACAAGCUCGUUCUAAACUUGAUAUUCACACGCAAGAGAAGGAAAGUUUAGAAAACAAAGUACAGUUUAUGAAACGAAAACACAAAGAUGAAUUUGAGCAUAUGUUUGGUGAAAUUCCAGAGGAAAAUAUCAAGAAUAAAUUAGAUGCUUAUCUUAAUAGUUCUAGGCAACAAUCAGCAGAACUGCGUGAAGAAAAGGAGAACCUUAACAGAAAGAAAACCAUGCUUGAUACUCGUGUUGAAAAUCAUAAGAAUCUGAUUAAGAAGAAAGAAGAAGAAGUUAGAGGUGUUGAAGAAAAGGUUACGGAAACUUGUCAAGGACAGGAAUUAGAUAAAGCACUAGAAAAAUCAAGGGAUCAAAAAGAUGAGCUGACAAAGGAGCGAGGAAAUUUAUCAAGCUUAAUCCAGGUGCUGAAUAGAUUUAUAGAUAGAUUAAAAGAAGAAGAUUGUUGUCCUCUGUGCCAUCGAGAUUUUGGAACCAAGGAAGAUGUUGAAAUGCUUAUUCAAGAGUUAGAAGACAAGGUUCAAAGGGUUCCCCAGAAGCUGAGUGAAGCAAAGAAAAAGCUUGAAAAAGAGGAAAAAUUGUAUGAGAAGAUGGUAGCCCUUAAGCCUCUCAAAGAUCAAGCAAAUGCAGCUAGAGUCAUGUUAGACAAAAUGAAGGAAGAGAUGGAAGCAGAUCGUAAACAAAUAGAGACUUUAAAAAAUGGCCUUGAAUCAAAUUCAGAGCUUUUACAAAUAACAAGUUGUGAUGAAGAAACUGCAUCAUCAGUCCACAGUGAUGUUGUUAUGAUGGACAACCACCUGAGGAAGAUCAAACAGCUCAAAGAACAGAUUGAGGACUUGAGAGCUUCACUGGGUGGUGGAGAGGGUGAUCUUACCAUGGAAGAGGCAAUGAAACAACAGAGUGAUUUGGAGGAUGAAAUUAAGAAUUACCGGAGACAAGAGAGUGACUUGCAAGAUAGACUCGAAGAACAUAAGAGUGAGCUUGAAGCUCUCAAGGAUCGCAGACUCAGAUUAUCCACUAAAGAAUUGGAGAUGAAAACAAAGCUUCAAGAAACCGAAAGUUUGAAGGAGGAACUGAAGAAACUUGAGAGUGAAAGAGUAACAAUUGAAGAGGAGUUAGAGAAGGCUAAACAAGAUGUUGCUCCCUUCAAGUAUCACAUAGAAAAAAAAAUGGGAGAGAAGAAAAGGAAGACCACUGAGAAAGAGAAGUGCAUUGAUAGUGAGAAUGCAAAAUUGCAAACUGUGCGCCAAGACCAAAAAUUAGCAAAGGAUCUUCAGUCCAGCAUUCAGGAGUACAUUCGUAGUGGUAAGGAAGAACUUCUCAAAGAGAGCAGGCAAAAGUUAACGCAGUUAGAUGAUACUUCAGUUUCACUGGAUGCACGUAAGAAGAUGCUAGAAGAUGACCAGCGUCAGCUUGACAGGGAAUUGAGUAAUCAGAAGGCAAGAAAGCGUAAUCUUGAUGAUGAAAAGAAAAUUCGAGAAAAGGAAGAGGAAGCAAAGAAAUUGGAAGAAGAAAUAAAAAGUAUUAAAUCAUCCAUCAGAGAUAAGGAUGAGACUGGUAUCCGUGAUGAAAAGAAUCAGUUGAAUGUUCAGUAUGAAGAAAUGUACAGUGAGUGUGCCAAAAUAGAUGGAAGUUCCAGAACGAUAACAGAUGAAGUCAAGAAGCUGAAAGAUGAUUUAGCACGGAAGGAGUUUCGGGAUGCUGAAGUUAAUUACAAAAACAAAUAUUUUGAGAAAAAGUGCACUGAUAUUGCAAUUGAUGAUCUUGACAAGUAUUACACUGCUUUAGACAGUGCCAUCAUGCGUUUCCAUUCUGACAAGAUGCAUACAAUAAAUGCAAUCAUCAGGGAUCUGUGGCGAACAACAUAUAAAGGAAAUGAUAUUGACUUUAUAGAAAUCAAGACUGAUGAAAGUGUAUCACAAGGUGCUGAUAAGAGGCGAACUUACAAUUACAGAGUAGUUAUGGUAAAGAAUGGUACAGAAAUGGACAUGCGAGGCCGUUGUUCUGCUGGUCAGAAAGUUUUGGCCUCUUUGAUUAUAAGGAUGGCAUUAGCAGAAACAUUCAGUCUAAACUGUGGUAUAUUAGCUCUAGAUGAACCUACAACCAAUUUAGAUGCCGAAAAUAUUGAGGCUUUGGCAAGUGCUCUUCUCAACAUUGUUGAAAAGCGAAGACAUCAGAAGAACUUCCAGUUAGUAGUAAUUACUCAUGAUAUGGAGUUCCUUCAGAAGCUGGCCAUGCGAGAUUACUUAGAGUAUUAUUACAAAGUGUCUCGAAAUGAAAGAGGUCUUUCAACUAUCAAGAGGAUGUCUGCUGAUACAUUGUAGUGAAGAUAUCAUUUCCAUUUUUUCUGCUUGGUAUCAGUUAAAAACGAAAAUUUGUGUGCAUAUAAAUUUUAUGAGCACCUUUUUUUUUUUUUUUUACAGGGAGUUGAUUUAGAUUAAUAGUAUUUGAUAUUAAGUAAAAUUUUAACAGUUAUAAUCCUAUAUGUAUGAAAGUCUUACAUGAGUAAAUACAUUCCUUUUCAGUUAUGUCAAUAAUGGUGUCAUAAGAAUUUUAUACAUUUGUUUUUUUCCAAAGUAUCUAGUUUCAUUAAAAAUUGCUCAAUAAAUAUUUUUAAUUA
Macrobrachium nipponense is the source of this 3995-nucleotide messenger RNA. RefSeq names its product DNA repair protein RAD50-like (gene rad50). NCBI's taxonomy places the organism in Eukaryota, Metazoa, Arthropoda, Malacostraca, Decapoda, Palaemonidae. The record is from RefSeq and is a predicted model, not a curated record. Gene Ontology annotation, molecular function: double-stranded telomeric DNA binding; single-stranded telomeric DNA binding; ATP hydrolysis activity. Gene Ontology annotation, cellular component: Mre11 complex; nucleus; condensed nuclear chromosome. Gene Ontology annotation, biological process: chromosome organization involved in meiotic cell cycle; telomere maintenance via telomerase; telomere maintenance via recombination.